Molecule: messenger RNA, 375 nt
Organism: Saccharomycodes ludwigii
Lineage: Eukaryota; Fungi; Ascomycota; Saccharomycetes; Saccharomycodales; Saccharomycodaceae
Exons: 1
Coding region: 1-375 (124 amino acids)
Source: RefSeq, a predicted model, not a curated record
AUGCGUUUUACUACAAUAGUCAAUAAUUUACUUUUUUUCAGUUUUUUUACCGCUCCAACUCUCGUUUCGUCUUUUGCUGAUAUAGACAACGAUGAGAAAUACACUUCUUUGAUCAAAAACACUUUAGACUCCAUAAUGGAACCUGAAGAUAAUGAACUUUUUACUACUGGUUUAUCUUCCACUAAACAUAAUAAAAAAAUGAUUGCUGUGGGUGAAACUAAGUUUUUUAAAUUUAGUGAACAUUCUUUAAAAAUCGCCAUUGAUUAUUUAAAAAAGACAUAUCCAAGUUUAGCUGAACAUGAUUUAUUACCACAUGACUAUGUUCACAAAGACCAAUAUUUAGUUAUCACUCCUUUUGGCUAUGAGGAUGUAUAA